Molecule: messenger RNA, 1871 nt
Organism: Malaya genurostris
Lineage: Eukaryota; Metazoa; Arthropoda; Insecta; Diptera; Culicidae
Gene: hd
Product: protein downstream neighbor of son homolog
Exons: 3
Coding region: 117-1835 (572 amino acids)
Biological process (GO): nuclear DNA replication
Cellular component (GO): nucleus
Source: RefSeq, a predicted model, not a curated record
CAUUCUUUUCAAUAAACAAAAGAAAAUGCGCACUUUCUUUGAUGAUGCGCUAAUAAAUUGACGAUAAACUUUUUUGUAUCAUAAGUUUAUAAACUUUAAGAAUUAGUAAAUUUAUUAUGAAUACAAACACUGUCGGGAUGUUGUCCAAUCCCACAGAAUGGAAACGUCCGGAUGAAAUUUUACGGUUGCAGCGUCUCAAGCAAAAGCAAAAGGCUCUGCAAGCACGUAUGCAAAGACCUUCUGCCGACUCAGCUUCCCGCGGUUCCAAUUCUUCUGGUCUCGAGCUAGAUCCGUUUGGUAGCAAUCAAAAGCGGAAAAAUCCUUUUUCUAGGAAUGAAGACAAUUCCGCUAAAAAACAGAAGAAGCAACAGGAUGCUGAAUUACCCAAUGAGGAUAGUAUCUUCGAGCUCCUUAGUAAACCAGCUUCAAAGGAAAUUCCUGUUAUUGAUGCUCCUGUUGUAAAACCUCUGGAACAACGAUUUCUCAUAGAUCAUCAGCAGCAACUUAUUUCAACCGCAAUACCACCGGAAUCACACCAGAAACCGUCCGAACAUCUACCCAUUGAUUGGAGCAUCAAAAGUCGAUUACGAGUCGUUUGUAAAACUACUAUCCCAGGUAAUAACUUACGAACAAACCAAGAAGCAAGCGGUUUAACAUCCUUUGUGCGUUGCAUUGGCAUAAAGGAUUCUUCGGCUGGACUGGAUAUCUCACCUGGAGCGAGGUUCUAUCAGAGCACGUUAUACUGGCAACAUCCACAUCUGCCUUGGCUAACGUUGUUUCCCCGAAAUACGAAAACUAACAACGGAAUAGUGCUUGGAGAAAUCGAACGGGUAGCACUAGCAAAAGAAUGGGCCAUCAGUUUUCGAAACCUGUUCCAACUCGUCCGUGCUCGGCAGUGUCCAUAUUUUUAUGUUUGUGCUAAUAGUUUCACUGUUCUGUUCCGAGCGGCCGGUAUCGGUGGACGAGUCGAAACACAUGCGUUGCUCACGCCUACGUCAAGGGGAAUGCGCGCGGCUUUAAAGCAAGAAGAUAUUGAGUUUGUUAUGCCUUUGAGGAAACCUACGGACAACAAGCAGGACUUGAAUCGUUCCGGGGAAUCAGGAGUAAGCGUGCACAAUGGAAGUUUCUCGAAUUCUUCCGAAGAUCAAUCGAGUAGCGCUCAAAUUGAAGACGACGACUCAGAUGAUAUGGAGGAAGAAAAGUGGUUAGAGAGUCUUGGCGUUGAAGCAGAGGAAAUAAAGAAAAUCAACUAUAAUCAAGCAAAAAAACUGCAAAAUAAAGAAUGUGACGAAGACUACAGUGACCAAUCAUCGGUACUCAUAGAAGGGGUCGAAUGUCAGGCAUUUUUCAAUUUUUUAUUAAACGCGAAAAGUACAACUACUAAAGUUGGUCGUCUAGCAGGAGUUCCCCCGACUCUACUGGCUCCAGUAUCUUUCGUUGGUGCAACCUUACGAACACUGACGACACGCUCUAGUAAGAUACGCAUGGAAGGCGAAGAUUUUCACAGUACUGAGCUGCACGGCGUUAUACUUCCACAUGUACUUCCCUAUAUAUGCGGAUUGUUGACCGAAUCAAAGGAUAAUUUCAGUGCCACUUUAGUGAGUGUCCCAAAUACAAUUGCAUUUUGUAAGGUUUCGCAGAAAUUAAUCGACGAUGCAGAUAAAGAGAAUGAAGCAAGUGCCAGUGGCGAUCAUGUGCUAUGGAAAGAAAAUCUGUCCGAUAGUGGCUUGUCUGAUCAUAUCCUAGAAACAAUGUGCAGAGCAAAUAAAGAUUCAGUGAGUGACUUAGAACGAUUUGUAUUUAACCAAGAAGCGGGGGGUUACACUUGGGGCUAAACUAGAUAUGCAAUAAAUGUUUCAGAUACGAUAGAA